Messenger RNA from Zea mays, 1081 nucleotides. RefSeq lists its product as uncharacterized. NCBI's taxonomy places the organism in Eukaryota, Viridiplantae, Streptophyta, Magnoliopsida, Poales, Poaceae. The record is from RefSeq and is marked validated.
GAAAAGAAAGCAUUAGUAUAUUUGCAUUUGCUUCGUUCUCCACCGCCAGCGAGGUGCUCGUGCGGUGUGUAUAUAUAUAUGCACGGGGUUGCAUUGCACCCAGCUGCAGAUGAUAUAUACCUUAAGCCAGCAGAAAAUUAGGUAUAGGCGUAGAGACUAGAGAGCGAGCGAGCUCAGUCCGUGUUCAGUCGAGAGAGCUCGUUUAGCUUGGCCAUCGACGAGCUAGCAGAGCAAUAGCUAGGAUCCAUGGCGAACGCGGGCAUGAAGCCGGUGGCCGGCCUCCUGCUGGUGCUCAACUUGUGCAUGUACGUCAUCGUGGCGGCGGUGGGCGGCUGGGCCAUCAACCACGCCAUCAACUACGGCUUCUUCAUCGGCACCGGCCUGCACCUCCCGGCUCACUUCUCCCCGAUCAACUUCCCCAUCGGGAACGCGGCGACCGGGUUCUUCGUCAUCUUCGCCGUGAUCGCCGGGGUGGUCGGCGCGGGCUCGGCGCUGGCGGGGCUCAACCACGUCCGCGCCUGGAGCACCGAGAGCCUGCCGGCGGCGGCCUCCGCCGGGUUCAUUGCGUGGACGCUCACCCUGCUCGCCAUGGGGUUGGCGGUGAAGGAGAUUGAACUGCACGGCAGGAAUGCCAGACUGAUAUGCAUGGAGUCCUUCACCAUCAUCCUGUCGGCGACGCAGCUCUUCUACCUGCUCGCCAUUCACGGAGGCUUGAGAUAAAAUCGAUCACCGUGUUGGCCGGAGGCACUGAGGCAGUGACUGAUGAAUGGAGACUUGUCGUCGGUUCCGUACGUGUGUGUCUGUCGGAUUGAGUGGGCGUGCAUCGGAUUCACGGGGCAGCGCGUGUACUAUAUAUGUGACUUCAUUCGGUUCGCUGUGUCGUUGUGGGCUGGGCUGUCUUCCAAGAUGCAUGGAGAGGCAGUACGUAUGUACACGUACGUGUAUCUAUCUGUUCGUGUGUGUGCGCCCGCUGCUGCUUGAUUUAUCUUGUGCGUCCGAUUGGUUACGUCAUUCCGUGUCAUUCAUUGAUUGUUUCGGAGAUGGAGAGUCAAUAUGUCUACACGUCAUGAUGACGUGGUGA